Mycena citricolor is the source of this 7056-nucleotide messenger RNA. The record is from the annotation of a GenBank genome assembly. NCBI's taxonomy places the organism in Eukaryota, Fungi, Basidiomycota, Agaricomycetes, Agaricales, Mycenaceae.
UAAACGACCAACAUACUCUCGGUCCCUCGCGAAUGCUCUUUGAUGCCCAUGGCACACCCGGGGCCACUGCCCGAGCUCGACGUGUUUGAAGGCCUGGAGGAUCUCGAUGACGCCGCGUGGGCCCUGGGAAUUGUGGUUGCGGCGCUCGUUGAGAGCGGGACACCCUUGGAUCCGCUCUAUACCAACACGAUACCCUGCCGGCGUGUUCUGACGCGACACGACGACUUGCAUCUGCUCCUCAAGCAGGGGUAUGCUUCAAGAGACUUUUCUGAGGUUGGCAAGCACGAUGCCCUGCAACGCCAAAAGGAUUCGGCUGAGCUGGCUCGCGUACUGGACUCCUAUUCAUCGGAAUUGGACUCUUUCUCCCGCCAGGCCCCUCCUUUUCGCUUGCUUGAUUGGUCGUCAGACACUGCAGAUGCAGACGAUCAAGCACACAUAGCAUCUCUGAAAAUUCCCGCUGUUGCACGCAGUCCUCGAACUCCUUUGCUUCUCCUGCGGAACCUUGGCAGUUUUUUCAAGGACUCUGCUCUCAGGGAGAGACUGGGACGUAUCUUUGCUCAAGGAAAGCAUACCUUCUUGGUCAAUGCGUCUGGAACGGGAAAGACGAGACUUUUAAUCGAAGGACUAUGUCAACACUGGGGGAUCUAUAUUGUCGCUGAGACGGAUGUGGACGGUUACGGCGCCGGGGACCUCAAUGAUAUACUCACGACGAAUCUGCGUUGCACAUACGAUUUCGAUCUUCCAACAACGUCGCAGGGAUUUCGUGUCGCAGCGGUUCAAUCGUGCAUGGGUGGUCUACUACUGUGUCGUCUCCUUGUCCUUGACGUGUUCCUGGAUCUGCGACUGAGAGGUGAAGCCGACGUGGAGGAUCAUAAAAUUCUUUGGACAUUGUUACAAGUGCUUCCGAAAGCACUGGGGAGCAGACAGAAUAUAUUCGGGAAACUUCUCGUGUCGGCAAACGCUCUGCACGAUGACUUCAUCGCCGACUAUCUCUCCUUCCUCCAUUCGAAGUUUUGCGAGCGACUCCGAGAUGAUUUCCAUCCCUUCAUCAUCCUCGAUGAGGCUCAAGUCGUAUUCAAUCAUUUUCAUGACCGAGACCUUCUGCGGGAUGCAGAUGGUUCUCCUUAUCCGCUCCUCCGGGAGCUUGUGGACGGUCUCGUUGCGUCGUAUCCCGUCGAUGAAUGUUCUCUCAUUGUCGCAGGGACUGAUAUUCCCUCCGAUGGCUUUUCUCGCUCUCCCCACUCUCAUCUCCAUCGCUGGAUAUCGGACACGGGAGCCUUCGACGAUGAAGCGAGGCACAAGGCUUACGUUACUCAACAUCGAAUCACCGACAGCCUGAUGUAUUCUUUGCUCAGGAACGGUUUCAAGAGCCCACAUCGGAUUCUCAGCGCCCAUUUUUACGUGAUCUCCGGAUUCUAUCCCCCGGACGAUAAUCCGUUCAUCCGAGCGGAGGUUCCAAUCAAUGCUGACAUCAUCUAUCCGAGAAUCAAUUUCUCUGUCCUGAAACAUCCUGCUUAUUCUCUGCGCUCUGCUGCUAUUCGUUUGGUGCUCCUUCGAUACGCAACCACUGGAAGCCAUGGCCGUCCGUUUGGCCUUGAGCAUAUCAACCUCGUCACAGAUGCUUUUGGUCGAUUCUGUGACGAGAAUCGCUCGCAGAUUGUGUUCGACGAACCGCUUCUCGUUCUCGCAGCCGCAGCGCAGUGGUUCUGUCCCGUGCGAACGCCGCAAUCUGGACCCUCCGAUCCCGAUUCUCCUCGGCCAACGUCACUGCUUGAUGUGGUAGAGCUCGUCUCGCCCAUGGACCCGGACACAUUUGCGUGUGUGCUCGUGAUCUAUCUUGCGCACGCCUUCAAACGAGCCGCACCAAAAACGAUCUUCUCGUUUCCGCGUGGUGCCCCUGAAUGGGCGAAGCGUCCGUCGGAGCUGGUCAGCGUGUACCGCGGGAAAUCAUACCGGCUGGCUGACAAAGUAUCGACCUCUCGCCUUGCCGCUUCCCCAUCCACUUCCAACGAGCUGGUCAGCUGGCUGUCCCACAAUGAGCGACAUGGGUCUCCAUUCUGUCUCCCAGAUCUGCCGCACGCCGAUCUGUUCUUCGUGUUUCGCACUCCGGAUGGGACGUUUGUCCAAGCUGUAGUCGCGGCAUUGGGGACGACGACAACACUCAGGGACUCGAGAUUGAUGCAGAUGAUCUCUCGAGCAGAUGAUGAUGCCCUGUUUUUGUCUCUUCCUGGAAGCAUGAGGGAGAGAGCCAUCAGUGGUUUGCACUCUCUCCCUGUCCCACCACCGACCGUGGUUCGACGGAAAGGCAAACGUCCACCACGGUUGACAGCAGCGCCUGUGAUGCGGGUGAUGGCGUCCUUUCCGGGCCAAGCUCAUAUCAAGAAUGCCACCAAGUCGAAGGCCAUAGUCGGGCUGAACACCGGCCAGUUUUACAAAAUAUCGGUGCAGAUCUCGAUGACCGACGCGUUCGAGCAACUGUACCAAUCAGUCACGUUCUCAGCACAGUCUUCCGGGGAUAACCAGGCACCCAUCAAAAUUGUACCGCAACCUUCCCGUUUCAGCUCGCGAGCGCAGACUAGUAUAAGCAGCCGCGUGUUUGUUCCUUCCUUCCUUUCUUCUCUUCCUCCCAGCUUCCCCAUGGCCGGCACAAGCGCUCAUCUUUCGUUUCAGACGAAGACAACGCCUGAGCUGAAUGCUCGCAUCCAUGGAACUCUCAAGCCGAGUCUAUCGGUCUUCGAAGUUGGCCCGCACCUCUCCGUAUCGGAAAGCAUCAGCAGAGUCUUCUACUUUAUCGCGCUACUCAUCGGCAGAGAUAAAUUCGAACUGUAUCCCAGCUGGGACCUCAAGCGCUCUGCUCUGCAGACCAAUGCGGCGCUUCGAGCCAAAGAGGAUGCGAUUUUCCUCGACAAGAUCCUCGGAGAGACCCGGAAAUCUGAAUCAUCGGAGGCAGAUUUUCAGUUCUUGUUGGAUGAAGUGAUGACUUUUGUGAUCCCGAUCUCCCCGCAACAAGCUGUUACAGUGCUACAGGCUGCAGAAGAGGAAGUAAAGAAAAUCUUGCGUGAAUUCCUUGCCCGGGAUGACCCUCUUCCUCUCUGGGAGCCCAAUCACAUCCUUCCACACACCAAGUUUCUCCGAAAGUUGAAGAUUCCACGAACACCCGGCGGCGAGAAUGUGCCUGACAUGUUGCUUCACGACCUCGGGAAGGGGAAGGACUCCAGCCUGGAUCGUGCGAUUCGCAAGAUCUUUCCGGAAGCUCCACCGCCUGUCGUAUCACUUGUAAAUGCGCCGGGGGCAGGGAAGACCAAGACUGUGAUUGAGGGACUGUACGGGCACUGGGGGUUCUACCUAACCUGUGCAGUCGAUUCGGAAAGACGGGGGUCCCGCGAUCUUUCGAUCGCAUUCAACAAGCACAUCAAACUGGAUCCGGCGUUCGUCGAAAAUCUGGAAGAAGCGGCAAAGAAGGACGAAAAUGUGACUCUCAGUAGCCUCCAUCGGGUCAACUGUAAAAUUGCUCGGAGCCGGAUAUCUGAGGUCCUCUUGGCCCGGAUAUGUAUCUUGACAUGGUUUUUGGAUGUGUUGAAGGAGCUCAACCCGACCGGGCCACUGGAUAGUGCCAAAAAUAGGCGGCUGUGGACUAUUCUACAACUGCACCCACCUCGUGGACCCAACGGCGGUGACAUGUUCCAGUCCACGGUCGGAAGAAUCCUCGGCCUGGACACACAGUACAGUUUGGCAUUGACACGAGACAAGCUGGAGACCUUGCGCUCCUCCCUCGGACUUGGUCUGUAUGAUCGCCUAUUCUGUGUUGUCGAUGAAUCACAAACUGCUGUUGCGACCCUGGAGCACGCUUUCAUGUCUCAUGAGGCAAGUGCCGGUAUCAAACCCACGCCCAGACCGGUGUUCCGGGAGCUUUGUGCAGUCCUGUUGGCCCCCGAACAUGAGCUUGCAGUGAUUUUCACGGGCACUGCGCUCGCUCGAGUUCUUCUAGACGCAAUAAUCGCCUCCAAGUUCCUCAAACUAGAAAAUGACUACCGGCCCAUCACUCAUUUCGGCGCCUUCAGCAAACCCGAAGACCAUAUCGAUUAUGUCAAAAAGUACAUUCCAACGGAUCUGCUCUCCACAACAAGCUUCAAAGCCCUCCUUGGCCGAAUCGUUUACUGGUUACGAGGACGAUACCGAUUUACCUCAGCGUUCAUUCGAGAGCUUCUCAUUAGCGGAUUUCAAUUCCCCCAUUUGAGGCUGAACGCAUUCAUCAAAGUUGUGACCAAGUCUCCUCUACUCAAGACCCUCGGCCGUUUCACCUCGGAUGGGUUCGAUGCUACGGAUGCGAGCAUCCACUUGGAGUCUGAGCUGGAGGCGAAUCGCGGCGAUCCACUGGUGAUUACCAUUGGUGAACAGCGGCUGUUCGACUUUGAAAAGAUCAAAGACAAUGUCAGAUUCGUCGAACUCGUGCGCACGUAUGUUCCGGAGAUGUGCAUGCGGUCGAAGAUAACAUCCACGGCGAUGCCUCUGAAGUACCAAGACGGGAACGGGAGAGUGCUGGAGGAUUUUGGCCAACUGGUACAAUACGGCGUCGCCCGUUACGACGAAAACGACAUGGGUGUCGAAGGGGACGUGCGGCUGCUCAUGGACGAGCCCCUUGCGAUCAGAGCGUUGCUGGAAUGGCUCCAGAGCUGCGAUGCUCCUCUGGCAGCCAUUUUGCGGAAGGCGGCGGUCGGGGGACUGCAGAACCACGCGGGCAACAACGGCGUCGAAGAAUAUAUUGCGUUCUAUUGCGCGGUGGCAUUCAAAUCGGGCGCGAAGCUCAAGGAGAUAUUCCACUUCCACAAGGGGCUGAAGAUCCCCGAAUGGGCAGAAACAUCGGCCGACCUGGUCUCCGUCUACUGCACUAAUCAAGAUUCGAGACCAAACGACCCCGUCAAAGCCCGGUCUUGGACCGCAGAAUACGAUGUUUCGCCCGUGACCGACCAGUCGGGACCAAGUAACUCACUCGGAUACUGUGCAUCUACGAUAUCGGACACGCGCCGAUGGAUGCAGCAUUUGGAGCGGGCGUCGAUCUGCUUUCCAGACAAGUUCAUGGGUCCAGACCUCGUGAUGGUCCUGCGGCUGCACAACGCGCAACGAUCGCUCAUUUGGCUUGCUAUCCAGUCCAAAUUCUCCGCCGCUGAGGAGCUCGAGCCGAGCAAACUGAAGGAGGCCCUCCCCACUGUCACCCCGGACGGUUACUACGAGCGACGGAAAAAGAAUGCAGUGUCCGACGAAGAGCCGCAACCACUGGCAGCACACCAGGUCCAGAUUCUGAAGGACAUGGACAGUCUUCCGAAUCGGCUCGAGAUUCCUGGUUUCGACCAGCGCAGAAACAAAGCGUUCAUGAGACGCAUGGUCGACCACUAUUCUGGGCCCGACUUCUCUCAACCUUUCGACGUGACGGCGGAUGAGCUGGCUGUUCUCGAUGGAUGCGGGAAACACAGCGUGCUGCGGGUGAUUGUGGGCUGGCCGUCGUUGACGAAUCUGCACAACCGGUAUUCGACGCUCCUCCAGCAUCGGUACUUUGACGAUGACUGUCACCCGAUCGUCGAGUUCAACCGCGACCGGUGGAACACGGUCAUGGAAGAUUACCUGCUCCCUGAAUUCGAUAAUCGCAGGCAUAACAGGUCGCGGGGAACCAAACAAGACCGACCGGAUGCAGGACACGAGGCUGACGAACCGGGCCCUUCGAUGAAACGACGGAAAACCGCCCACGAUCUCGACGCAGACGAGUUCGAACUGGAUGCCGCAUUCGAGCCCAAUGCCAACGUGGAGACACAGUUUGCCUCGCAGUUCUUGCAUCCCUUCCGGAUCGGGGAGGACGCCGGGGAGACUGCGGCGUGGGACGAAUUGGAACAUGGAGGGAAUCCCACUGGGUCGGUCGCAGACGGCCCGCCUCUGACGGCCACUGAUCUCGAUGCAACUACGCUUGGAGGGCAGUCGGUCUAUGAUGACGGCGGCCACCCACGGAUCACUGAACGCAGGCGGGACGGAACCGUGCGACUCGGCGGCGGAGAGGUGCACCUGAGGGUGCUGGGCCAUGAGAUAGAUCCGCACAAAUUCUGGGACACGCACAGAUUGGGAGGGAUGUCCGGGGAUCUGCCCCCUCUGAAAGAUUCCAUCCCGCAGCUGAAAUUGAUGAAGAAACGGGAGCGCAGGAUAUGGCCGGAGCGUGAGGAUUGGGAGAUCGAGACGGAGUUUACGCAGGAAGAAAAGGGGCUCCCGCUGCAAGACAGAAAGAAGAUAAUCUUCGAGAGGCUGAAGCGUGCAGCGGAGAGAUACGAGGCAACCGUCAUUUCGUUCGUGCGCACCGGCUUUGGGACGGCGGGCCAGCCAAGCAGUGAUGACACAUGCGAGGAGAUCUUCAGGAAUAACCCAACGCAUCAUGUCCCCUCAGACUGCCCCCUCAGACUGCUUCCUCCGCUCCCCUCGCUUACAACCUCGGCCAUUGAUGAUCUCAUCAGGAAGCUGAAAGCGGCCGUGGGUGAAUACCUGCAGCUGGAUAUUGAUCGAUGGGAUAAUCCGAAACUCUACCUCCUGAGGGGACGCCUAGAGCCGGAUACCAAAGGACGACUGGUGCAGAAACCUAUGCACUUCCGUCAUUACCUGUCUGUUACCAAUCCAGACCACCGGAAAACCCUCACCCGGCUACUCCUCUCCAGCCAUUCACUAGCGAUCGAGAGACUCAGAUGGACAGAUGCCCGCCGGCCUCGGAUUGAUCCGAGCGAGCGAAAGUGCAGACUAUGCCGCAACGCCCCGGAAACGCCGGAACAUGUCUUGCUCAUAUGCGAUGGAGACGUCAGUCUCAUCCAACUGCGCAACACCCUUAUGACCAAGUUCAAACUCGACGUUCCCGCUAUGCCGCCACUCGAGUCAAUGCCAGAAAUAGAAUUUCUCAGGCGUAUGUUGUUCCACCGGGAAACGAUCGGACUCGUGGCAAAGUUCGCGUACGAAGUCAUGGCAAUCUUUGAGUCUAAGCCGAUGCACCAACCAGCAUCACCCUUACACUGGCUCAUUCAGGCACCCUGA